CCGCUAGCGGGCCCUUUUGGAAUCGCCGGCCAAACAACCCUAGGAUUGCUUGUCUUAGCUCGGUCGCUCAACCGCUAACUUUGCGCCCAUCAUGGCGGGCAGAAUGGUGCUGUACAAGCUGGUGGUGCUGGGCGAUGGUGGUGUUGGCAAGACGGCCUUGACCAUCCAGCUGUGUUUGCAGCAUUUCGUCGAGACGUACGACCCGACAAUUGAGGAUUCGUACCGCAAGCAGGUUGUCAUCGAUGGCCAGCCCUGCAUGCUCGAGGUCCUCGACACGGCCGGCCAGGAGGAAUACACAGCGCUGCGAGACCAAUGGAUCCGAGACGGUGAAGGCUUUGUUCUAGUCUACAGCAUCGCAUCCCGCUCGUCCUUUACCCGCAUCAAGCGCUUUCACCACCAGAUCCAGCGCGUCAAGGAGUCUGUAGCUUCCUCGCCCUCAUAUCCGGGCUCCCCUCUAUCCGCUGCCAGCCCGCAGCUGCCUGUGCCCAUCAUGCUUGUGGGCAACAAGAGCGACAGAGUCACCGAGCGGGAGGUAUCGACCCAGGAGGGACACGCCCUGGCUCGGGAGCUUGGCUGCGAGUUUGUCGAGGCCUCGGCAAAAAACUGCAUCAACGUCGAAAAGGCCUUUUACGAUGUCGUUAGGAUCCUACGCCGACAGCGCCAGCAGGCCUCGCGACCGCCUGCGGGCGCAAGCGGCCGCGCUCGAACAAGCAAUGGCGAUGUAGGCGGCGGAGGCCGAGACACGCACAAGUACCGGCGCGGCAAGGACGGCGACAAGGGCAAGUCCAAAUGCAUCGUGUUAUGAGCGGCUCCCGCUUGUCACGCCUUCCAACUCCCUAUCAAUUUUUUGAUGGCUGGGUAAUGUCGGAUGCGGCAGCGUAUUUGGUCCCCGGAUGC
Molecule: messenger RNA, 897 nt
Organism: Trichoderma harzianum CBS 226.95
Lineage: Eukaryota; Fungi; Ascomycota; Sordariomycetes; Hypocreales; Hypocreaceae
Exons: 2
Coding region: 92-805 (237 amino acids)
Biological process (GO): signal transduction
Cellular component (GO): plasma membrane
Molecular function (GO): GDP binding; GTPase activity; GTP binding
Source: RefSeq, a predicted model, not a curated record